Messenger RNA from Coniophora puteana RWD-64-598 SS2, 828 nucleotides. RefSeq lists its product as uncharacterized. The transcript is spliced from 3 exons. The record is from RefSeq and is a predicted model, not a curated record. Lineage: Eukaryota; Fungi; Basidiomycota; Agaricomycetes; Boletales; Coniophoraceae. The coding region runs from base 1 to 828 and encodes 275 amino acids.
AUGUCAGCCGAGCCUAUGACGCCGGAUGCCAUACAGGCCUUCCUAGCAUCUGAAGACAAUCUCUCCUUUGCAGAUGCAGUUGUGAAUUAUGGUCAAAGCUACUUCGACAAUCCGGACCAUGGACCAAGAGUACCCAGCUUAUCGGCCAUGGACAAGUUUGAAUGUCAACGAGUGGCAGACGAGGUGAGAGAUGCCAAUAGUCGGAUUGUCCGGCUUUCGUGGACUGCGUCGCAAUAUAUGGAAGCAAUGGCACAUGCGGGAGGAAGACGAGAUGGUCUGGGGCCGGACCAAGAUCAGAUUGAAUCUCGGAUGCGUCCAACGGUGACUACAAACUGCGGUGACAAUGUAUGGGACGUGCCGGACGCACUGGAGAGGCAUGCCCAAGGGCAUCCGAUCAGGGCCAUCCGGGCAUGCAAACUGGUGGAUGCGGAUGGCCAGACUUUGGCAUAUCAUUUGCCAAGGGCAAUCAGUUUACUCCGCCAUGAUCAAUACCGCAAAGAUACACUCCCACUCCUACACAAUGAGAUGAUUAAGCCAAUGCAAGCAUCCGACAAUAACUGGAGGAAAGGUCGACCUCAUUUCUGGGAUCCAGUCGAUGGCAGAGUGCAAGUUCUCCCACCUGGAUGCAUGGAUAUUUCAGUAGGAUGGUAUGGACGUGGGCAGGGUGUAAGUUCCUUUGCUGUUCACGCAUGUCCCAACCCAUAUUCUGCUUGUAGUCCGGUGCACAAGGUGACUAUUUGGGCACCCCUCCACACCCAAGUCUCAACUUCAGAACGCGUCCGGACAUUCAGUCCUUUGUCGGAAAGUCAAAGAUGUUUUUUGCACUGA